This is a messenger RNA of Saprolegnia diclina VS20, 300 nucleotides long. RefSeq lists its product as hypothetical. The record is from RefSeq and is a predicted model, not a curated record. Bases 1 to 300 code for a protein of 99 amino acids. The transcript has 2 exons. Lineage: Eukaryota; Oomycota; Saprolegniomycetes; Saprolegniales; Saprolegniaceae.
AUGCGCCAACUGAUCCGACUCGAUCGACGACUGCCGAGGCUCCGUGUACACGACCCGUCCGAGGCGUCGGGGCAAAAGCCGACCACAGAGCCUGCCCGUGCCCAGCUUCUUGGAGACGCGCAUCGGACAGCAGCCAAGCUCACCGGUAACGAACCCGCGCAGCUUCGACCCGUCACGGAGAUGCAACGCCAGUGGCGGCCGUUGGGCGCUUGCGCAAACGACCGUCUGCGCUGUGGCCGCGACGUGACGCUGAGCGACGCCGCCGUCUCCAAGAACGAGCGGCGGAGCUCGUUCAAGUGA